AUUUUCACAUCUUGAGUAAAUGAAUCCUUGAAAACGUCUAGUCUUAGAAAAUCACCCUUUUGAGAAGAUCAUGAUCAAGAUAUUUUGUUAUGUCAUCAAUAUUUGGGUAUGAUCACAUGGUGAUUUCCAGUGCACCAUGGAUACCAGCUUGACCACUGAUGAUCUGGGUGGAGAUCCUGGGCCGGUUAUCUCCCUCGACAGCUCACUAGGCACACCAGAGAUGGAAUUCAGCAUCAAUCAGCAGUAUAUGUAUCAGCCAUAUCCAGAUGCCCAGAUGUCAGGCCAGGAGACCACUUACACUACCAACUGGGAAAUGUAUCCGAUUGACCCCAAUGCCUCCCUCUACGCUCCUACCACUGACCUGAUGUAUCCCCCCCAUUCAAGUUAUCAGAACCCAUGGACAGACCCUCCAUACUGCCAACCCAUGCAGCAAAUGACAUACGCACCACCCCACCGCGAGAAACGCAGCAGCACACGCAGACACAGCUCUCGUUCGACACCGCCGAAAAGUACAAGCCAUUACCAGUACCAUCCUAGAGAACGAUCGGGUAGCGAACAAACUUACGAGUCAGAGGAUGAAUGUUAUGGAAAUUACGAAUUGGGAAGUUUAGAUGAAGACCCUUAUGACUUGCCGGUACCGAUCCAUGACUACACAAAUGGUUAUGAUAGUUAUAAUGGUUAUGAUUACCAGUACGAUAGUGAAAACGAUCCUGAUCUACAUUCUUAUAAAUCGCCACGUUCUACAAAGAGUUCGACGGCAUCAGUUAAGGUCAACAUUCAUGAUGAUCACCGAGAUUAUUAUGGCACUCAUAAUGGUUACCACCAGCCUCCUGAUUCAUGCUCAAGUCGUGGACAUAGUUCUAGUAGCAGGGGUCACAUGUCGCAUCGAGAGAAUGGCCGGCCGAAAAGCCGUGAAUAUGACAGAGACAGACAUGACCCACCACGGGAACGAGACAGAGAUAAGGAUCGAGAUAGGGAUAGGGAUAGGGACAGGGACAGGGAUAGGGAUAGGGACAGAGAUCGGGAUUGGAAUAGAGAUCGGGGUCAUGAGAGAAAUCGGGAUUCUGAAAGAGAUAGGGAUCGCGAGCGGGAUAGGGAUAGGGAUAGGGAUGGUACAAAAGAGAGGGAUAAACCUCGGGACAGGGACGGGCUUCGAGAGAGAGACCGGGAUAGGGAGAGAGAUUUAGACAGAGAUCAUGACCGGGAUAGGGAUAGGGAACGUCGUGGGGGUCGUGACUCAAGGAAUGAGAGAAUUGACCCAAGAAAUGAUCGAUACGAGAGAAGGAGUGAUUUUAACCCUAAGCUUUCAUCAGAUGACCAGUUCCCUUCCCUCGGCUCAUCUACAAAUCUGACCAAGAAAGAAUUAAAGCAGAUACAGGAGAAGGAUACAGGUAGUGAUGGUGGGUACAGACGAGGAAUGCGGGAUCGGUCGAGGAGGAAUAAGCGGCGGGGAGGGGGUCGACCUUCCCCUCGCCCACCAAAGCUAUCAGAGUAUAUCCCUGGGGGCAAAAACGGCUCUUACGAAUCUCCCAGUUCUGAUCCAAGUCCGAUGCCGUAUAUUCAGAGUGACAUCUCCAUUGAUGCCAUCAAUAACGCUGCCAUUGGAUUGAUUUUAGAUCUUGAUAGCAAGGGUCGUCUCGUAACUGCUCAGGAUGUCGUGGACGGCGUCUGCCAACAAUUCGGAAAAACUUGUCUGGAAGAAUUCGGUCUGACUUCCGCGGAGGAAAUCUCCUGUGUUAAGAAACUGAUUUGGAAGCAGGAAAAGAUUAACGCAUAUUUACAUUCAUACGAUGGAAUCCAAGCCAUCGGUACUCUUCAUGAUCUCAGCGUCGAUUUGGCACAACUUUUUGAGAAACAACAGUUCUCUGAGCUCCGAAUGGGGCCUCUCAUGGCUCAGCCGGAACUUUGGAAAAUCUUCACCUGUGGUGGCGCUCAUGUUAAUCGUAUUCCUGAAAUUACAACGUCGGACGUGAUGCUUCAUCUGCGUAAUUUCAUGGAUAAAUCUGACCUUUGGAAGAAGAACGUUGACAUCAGUGAGUUCAAGCUGUAUCUAUCCCAGCAGUACAAUGUAGCGGACCCAGAAGGACUUGGAAUCAGGAUCAGGAGGCUCGGCCUAGCUAUAUCUGUGAUCAGGAAAGCGAAGGAUGCUCAACGAUUAACCAUGGACAAAAUGAAGGCUCAGUUCAUCAGGGACUUUGAACAAAUGUUCAACGAAAAACUCCGACAUCUCAAAGGUCACUUUGAAGACAGCCUCGCCGAGUCUGCAUCUGCAACUCCGCUUAGCCUCACUAUGGAUGUGAAGCGCCAGUACAUGGAGAUGGAUGCAGUUGACGUGUUGAUGGACAUUCUCCGCCACUGCGAUGAGUUGUUUAUCAAUCACCAACUCAAGUACCUCUGCAUGCAGUUCCUGACCAUGAUGCAGCACGACCAACUUGCAAGGAAAAUGUUCCAACUUGCUCUUUGUGCUGGAAAGCUAGACAAACCAGAAGACCUCGUCCCCAAACAUUCUUUCAGUGUAGGAAGGCAGGCAUCAUCAGAUCCUAGAGAUGAGGAUGCACCAACUCGGCCAACAGAAGAUCAAGUCGUGCGAUACUUGCGUGACUGCCUGGAGAAAUGUAGCGGCCAUCUCAGCCUCAAAACGUGGUGUUACAUCGAGGACAACAUCACAAGUCAUUUCAACUUCUCUGCCUUCAAGGAUCUUGGACAUGGCACGUUCUUGCAUUUCCUACAGAGUCACUCUGAGAUCUUAGAAGAGUAUGGUAUGGCCAGCUUCCUUGUCAGUAGUUGUGCAUCAAAGUCACCAAGUCAGGGCCCAAGUAGGCAGGAGCUAGAAGACUUCAUCCGUCAGUAUGGAUUCCAGAGUUAUGACAAGGAUGAGCUUGCUCAACUGACAUAUGGCAUUAAAGUACACUACCAAGUGGACUCGGUGACGGCUCUCGGUCAUGGGUCAUUAAUACGCCUAGUCGAUGCCAUGAAGAAGGACAAGAUAACAGAAAGUGUAGUUGAUACCAAGAUCUAUUAUGAAGAACCUUUCACAAGCCAAACAAACACUGGGUCCAGUCACCAAGAUGUGGGCCUCUUGGGUUCCAUAGGAAAGGAUCAAGCCAUAGCUGUUUUGAAGACUACACCCCUACUGGAGGACCUGUCCAGCUGGUCACACUGGCCAAUAGUAUUCCAACCUCAGUUUGGCUCGUUGAAACCCUUCAUAAAGAAGUAUUCUGGAAAGGUCGUGCAGUAUUCCGAUGGUUCUUCCUCAGAUGAAAGUGAACCGGUGGAUAUGGUUGAAGACCUCAUAGCCCUGGAAACGGAACCUGGCAAACUACUCCGAAUCACAGCAAACACUUCAGCUCGAGCAUUCGCCAGCGCCAUUAACAAACUUGACUCCAAAAGCGCCAGUGGCCAUCUUGUCUCUAUCAUCAUCAAAGAUGGUGGCAUCCAGCGUGCGCCGAUCUCACUGAUGACUAAGUACGUCAAGACGAUUCUGGAGAAGGUUGAGAAGGGUACUGGUGGCGCUGGUGAUGCAAGGACCAAUCAGAUGAAGGUGUCACGGUUUGUGCAGGAAUGUCUCAUGCUGCUACCUAGUCAGAUAUGUCAAGCUGUUGGACGGCAGGUGUACUUGGGUCCUCUUGGUGAGGUGCUCGGCAAGACCAAGGCGGAGACAUCCCUGCUAGAGACCUGUCAGACGGAUAAAGAACGACUCAUAAUGGAGAAGAUCGGCAUGCUGCUCGGCAUCACGGACUGGUACCAAGUCUUCGAAAGCAAGGCCUGUGCAGUGGGUGAGCCGUCGGAUCACGAUAUUUCCAGCACUGAUCUGACAGAUGAUUUAGACGGUAACAACCCAGCUCUUGAGAGUAUCAAGGAAGACUUGAUGCUGACGCAGCUUCUUGGCACAGACUGUGGUUACGAGCUAAAGCCACCAGGGGGCGGCAAAGAGGAAUCAGAAAAGGAGAGUGAGCAAGACACAGAAGAUGAGGAGAUUGAGGAUCAAGGGGAGGUAGAUGCUGGCCCAAGCGUCGAGGAAAUCAACGAAAAAAAUGAGGGGGAGUGCGAGAUAUUUGUCAACGACAUCAGGCAAACUCGGUUCGGCAUUGGUCUUGAUCUGGACGAUCGAACAAAGGAGUACACUUCGCAGCUUAUGGAGUUGAUUGGCCGGAGCCUUGAGACGCUGUCAAAGGAAUUGUACAACAAGGAUACCCAUUUCGUUUUGGAGUUGAUUCAGAAUGCUGACGAUAACGCGUAUGAUGAUGGCCAUGAGCCCGCACUGGUAUUUGUUGUUGAGGAUAGCGCAAUCAGUUUGUAUAAUAACGAGGUCGGAUUCUGGAACGAGAAUGUUGAUGCUGUCUGUAAUGUCAGGAAGUCGACCAAGCUGCUAGAGAAUGGUAAACACAAACAAGGGUAUAUAGGACAAAAGGGUAUAGGGUUCAAAUCCGUGUUCACAGUCACCGACAUGCCGGAGAUCCACAGUAACGGUUUCCACAUCAGGUUCGAUGCCAAGAAUGAGACAUCGGGAGUUGGGUACAUUCUUCCUCACUGGAUCCCGGCAGAGGAUCGAGUUGGGGAUGACGCAGUGAUGGUUGAAUUGAAGGAGAUUAACAAUAAACAACGGUGGAACACCAAGAUAUUCCUUCCCCUGAAAGCAGAGAGUGAACGCGAGAAACACCGCAGUCGAUCUCUGACGGCCAGCUUCCAUGACAUACACCCAUCCUUACUUCUGUUUUUACAUCGGCUCAAGAGGAUCACCAUCAUCAACAAGGCCAAAGAUGAAACGCUGCACAUUGUGAGGCGGGAUAAGGGGGACAGUGUGGUGGAGGUGACAUUUGGAGAUCGAAGUGACCAGUGGCUGGUUGUCAGGAAAUCAUUGCUGGUGUCUGAAGAGAUGAAUCCAGAUGUGGCAACCACUGAGUUAGCUCUAGCCUUCCCCAUACCAAGCAAGGGUCUUUCCCCAAACGCUAAACUACCAAAGCAGGAUGUGUUCGCAUUUCUUCCUCUCAGGAGUUUCGGAUUCAACUUCAUCGUUCAAGGUGAUUUUGAGAUCCCCUCUUCGAGACAAGAUUUGCAUCAUAAUAACCACUGGAAUCAGUGGCUGAGGAGUGAGGUCCCAGGACUUUUUGUGGAGGCACUCGAUUCAUUCAGGGCUUAUCCAGAAUUCACUGAUAUCCAAGCGGUCUGUGCCUACCUCAAGUUUGUGCCGUUGGAGGGUGAGAUCAUUGAGUUUUUCCAACCAAUCGUCAAGGAUAUCAUGAAGAGACUAACAGAGAAGGAGUGGCUACCUGUGGCUGGUGGUGACAAUGACACUGUGUGGAAACAGCCAUCAGAGAUAGUGAUCUGUAACGAUGCUCUCCUGAAGGAGGUGAUAACGCCCGACCUACUCCAUCGCUUCCUUGGCUGGUACUACAUCCACGACCAGGUCCCCGUCACAGAGAAUCUUGCCUUAUUCUCCAGUCUAGGAGUACACACGCUAGAGGCUGCGCACGUCUUGGAAGUAUUCAGGGCCGUGGUGCAGGAGGCAGAGAGAGUAGAGAAAGCUGUUGGUGCCAAAGAUCUCCACCUUUGGUUCGUGUGUCUGUACCACAGCAUGGAUCAGUACCGAACAUCCGGUGAUGUGCGGGUGAAGGCCGAGUAUGAAGGAAUACUCGAGACGCUACGGAGUCUCUCUAUCAUACCUCUGAGCGACGGGGCGACAGUUGCACUCAGGAACAAGGCAGUGUUUUUCUCUGACAAGAAUACCCGAGGUUUACCUGAGGACAUCACCAGCCAGGUCCUAGAGACUGAUCUGUUGACGGUGCAUCAAGAUCUAUUCACUGACGACGAGGACCAGAACUCCAAGGUCCGAAUGCUGUUCAAGGGUCUAGGGGUCAAGGACAUCAUGCCUAAUGAGGUCAUCGAGAAACAUAUAUUUCCAGUUUUAGAGACAGAUAUUUGGAAGGACAAGAAUCCUAAAACUCUCAUAGCUUACAUAAAAUUCGUCAAACUGCAAUGGGAAGGGGACAAGAGAAUGACUAAGCUUCCGAAGGUGCUCCUGGCCUAUACGACCUAUAUCAAGCAACAAUGGGAGCGGGACAGGCGGUCAGUCGACAUGUCAAGAUUCAGGGCUGUGGCCCGGGUCAAGACCAAUAAGGGCUUUGUCACGCCAGCUACGGAGGCAGUUCACUUUACCGUGGACUACCUCAACAAGUAUGAUCUACCACAGCUGUUUCCUGGAUAUGAUUGGGUCCUUCUUGACAGCUGUUACAUUCAGAAUCUCACCCUCAAGACGGGCCGCACCGCCUGGAGGGCAUUCUUUGACAACCUUGGCGUCACAGACUUCCUCAAGGUCAAACGGGAGAAGGUCAUACUCAAACCGGAAGAACUGCCAGACAAUUUUCCAAGAUUACAGCUAAGGGAGGUGAAUACUGCCUGGGCAAUGAGUAAAGACCAGCUGCCAGUCUCGAUCACCCGCCUACACAUCGAAGACUUCAUCUGCCAGGAGUUCAUGGAUCUCGUUCACGGGAAUGUACCGGAACGCGUCAAGAUCACGCACAUGAAAAACGCUUUCCUCAUCCUUGACAAAUACUGGGAGUCUCAUUAUGAAAACUACGUCAAAUCAACGGUGACUGACGAAAAUGGAAAAUUCCUAAAAGAGGUUGAUUCAUCGUUUUUCAGCAACUUGAAGGAAAUGGCGUGGAUACCGGUCACAAAGGUCGGGUUCUCCUAUGAUGGGGCAAAUAAGAACGUCCUUGUCUCUGAAGAGAAGGUCCUUGUCAAAAGUUGUGAUGCAUAUAUAGCAUCACCAUUCAUUCAGAAUCUCGUUGGACUUCACGUUCCUAUGGUACUCUCUGAUUUGCCAAAAUCGGGGUCGUUCACGCGGGUUCUCGGGAUCCGUAUGGACAUAUCGGCGAAUGAGGUGAAGAAUCUGCUAGUCACAUGGUGUACGGGGAAGCCCGUCGAUGAUAAUGCAAACAUCAAGGGCGGGGUGAGCCAACUCACGGAACCACGCAUGGAAUUUUUCACAAGUUUAGACGAGAUAAAAAACGUCUACAAAUUCUUGCAAAAGAUGAUGGAUGAGGACGAAUUUCGCAUGCUAUUUGAUCAAUAUCCUGCUUUGUUUAUCCCCGUUACCAAGGUUACCACAGAAGUGCCCAAUCCAGGAACUGUCGUCACUAAGGGCAUGUUCUAUUACGUUGCCGAGGCAUGCUGGCAUGAUCCAACAAAAAUGUUUGGAAAGUACCGGCCGAGUUUUGUUGACAACUACACCGGACAACGCUUCAAGCGUCUUCUGGUCCGUGCUCACUACCAGGAGAUUGAGUCAAUAUUUUGUCAUGAUCUUGGCCUCGCCUACACACCGACCAUCGACGAAUAUGUUCUGCUUCUUGAGCAUAUUGCGUCGCUAGUUCGACUCCCCGAUCGCGAGGGUUUGGAGGAUGUGUUCAGUAUAUACCAACUGCUUGGCGAACAGUGUGUGAAAGUGCUCAAGAGUAAGGACCGGUCCUGGCAGAAGCCAUUCCGACCAAAAGAUCCGAAAAAGACAAUCCUGGAUGAGGGGAUAGUGCAUGGUCUUUGUCAGGUGCUGCAGGGGAAACGGUUGUUCCCGACAAAGAACAAUAAGUGGGUCUGCUUAGAGGAUCGGCCUAUGAUAGCAGACGACAAGCGAUUGGCUGAGGUCUUCAUGAAGGAGUCGGAUACCUGCCAAGUGAAUUUCAUUCAGUUUGUGGAAUCAUUCUAUGGAAGAGAAUUGGGAGAAGAGGAAGAUGACGAUCCAAGAUUAUUGAAGGUUCUACCCAAAGUGUUCUUUCACGCCAUCGGGAUUCAAUGCCUGAGCGACUGCAUCGAGACCAAGACAAUGGCAGAAUCCACCACGACCUGCAGUACCGUUCAUGCGUACGUGCAGAAAGUUGUGCCAUUUAUACAACUCUUGAUGCUGUCCCGACCGAGAUUGUAUCGCGGCAUCUACGAGCAGCUGAUUGAUUGUAAGAUUCAUCAACAGCUGAAGUCGUUACAGUUCCUACAAGCGAAGAAGAUCGAAGUUGUGUUCACGAUGCGUACGAUGCCGAACGUCUGCAUCACGAAACCAAUGAAAGCCAACCUCUGCAUGAAGAACAACACUCUCUACGUUCAGGAGGAAAGCAUCACUGCCCACCAUCUUGUCAAUCGCGAGAUCAUGAAAUUAUUCCUACCUCCAGGCAACGAGGAGUUAGAGGUCGACGUGUGUAACUUCCUGACGAUUCUUUCCACUUGCCCGAAUCCCGACUUGUUCAUGGAAUACCAGGGUCUCAUCACACUGCCAUCGAGUGAGACUGCUUGGGUGAUUCCUGGAAAGACUGGUAAACAGAAAGCAAGCAAAGCAGUACCACCACCUGCCGACGUGAACAGCAUUUCUGCCGAUAUCAAUUGGACGGAGGAAGAUGAGUACAUGAGGACCCGUUAUUCUCACAAGAAUAAGGGUUCAAGUCGGAGCUGGGCACCGAGUAAAUCAAAGGGGCAUGAAAGUGAAGAACCAGAGAAACUGCCCGAAGACCAUGCCCCGUCGCCGCCGCUACAUCAGAAACGACCCCUAGUGGCCGUAACCCCGAUGCCCAAGAUCACUGCCACAGUGUCUGUGAUAUCUAUGAAGGACCCCGAGGAGCUGUGCCAGAAGAUGCCACCUGAGGUCGCCGCUGAGGAUACAGAUGAGUUUAACCAAGCUAGGCGAGCUGCGAAAAAACAUCGCCACGAAGAGCGGAAAGCUGACGAGCAAAGAUCUGAAAAUGAAUACUCUGAUGAUGAGGAACACAACCAGCGGCGGCCAAAAAAGAAAUCAAUAAAUUCAAAGAGAUCGGAGCAGGAGGGCGGACAUUCUAUGGACGGUGGGCAUGGGAAGGGCGGGCAUGGCUCUGUGCUUGACUGGGUGACAGGGUCUGUGAAUACUCUAACCAAACUCGAUAAGGCAAAAUAUGUGCAAAACUGGAGUAAAAUAGAGGAUAUUCCUUUUGAACCUUUGCCGGAGGGGGUGCAGUAUGAUUUACCGAUUUUACCCGAUCAGUGUGAUCGUAGUGAGGUUGGGCGAUGGGGGGAGCAGUGGGUAUACGACUACCUCUGCCAUAAUUAUAAGGACGAAGUACAAAAGAACUAUUUACAAAUCACGUGGUUGAAUCGGAAAAACGAGACAGGGUCGCCGUACGAUAUUAAACUUGAAUUUGCAAACGGCCACGUCGUCUGUGUAGAAGUCAAGAGCACCCAAUCUGUGAACAAAGAUUAUUUCGAGAUCUCACCAAAUGAAGUCGAACUUGCCAAAAAGAUGAUGCAAAACUAUCACAUCUAUAGGUUGUAUAAUGCGGGAAGUUGUAAGGAUGUCAAACUCAAGAUAUUGCGCAAUGCAGUGGCCAUGAUGGACAUGAGGACAGUUAUACUUCUGCUGCAGCUGUGAAAAAUCCGCGUUCUGCGCAAUUUUGGUUGUGAUUUUUACUGACGCUGGUUUAGGAUUCGUUCUUCACUUUGUGAUUUAGAAAUUCAUUUGUUUACACUUUAACGGCCGGUGAAAAAAACUGCAGAUGCAUGGUCCGGCCGUGAACUGAAAGUGUUAGCUACAUGUAGGGGCAGUUGUAAAGUUUGUCUUGUCAAUUUGAUUUGAUCAAUGUGGUUUGGUUUUGUCCGGGGAAGGCUGAAUUUAAAAUACUGCUGAUGUGCCAUAGCCUGACUGGGAAUUAACCAUUGAUGUAGUGAAUUCUGUUAUCAUGUAGUGCCUCCUGAAUUUGCUCUACAAAUAAGCGAACAUGUGCUCUUGAAGUGUGUUAAAAUGUGCAAGCAACCAAAGCAGAAUUAUAAGAACAAUUUACAACUGCCUCUCGAGUUGAAAUUGCUAUCCAUAUAAAGGGUCCAUAUUUGGAUAAUGCUAGUGAUUCUAUUAUAUCUUUGAAAAUCAUUUCCUGGUAUUCUGUUAAAAAUUUUAAGGGUUAUUUUUGGAGAAUGGCAAAUUUUCUUAGUGUACAUCAAAUUUUUGCCACAGUUGUUAGACAUUCGUAUCUAAAUUGUUUUGCAAUCCAGUUAUUUUUUGAAGUGGCAGAUAACACUUUAAACUUUUCAGCAUUAUGUUGUAUCUUGCCUUUAAACCUUCUGCCACGAUAAAGGGUUACUAGGUGCAAGAUGAUUUUGAGGGAAGGUGUGAACCUGAUUGUGGCGAUGCGAGAGUACAGAAAGUGUCUGGUUUCAAAGUUCUCUCAAAAUCGACAGGAAAUCCAUUUCAUGAACCUUAGUUUUGGAGUUUCAGGGCAUAUGGCUGAAAUGAAAGGAAAUCAGAAGAUUUUAGUUCCAGAUUAUGGCGGGAGAGCAACUAUAGUUUGGGACAUUUUGGCACGUACCACUCGCAUUCCUCUACCUGUAGUUCAGGUUCAUGCAACUGUGUAAUGAGACAUUGAUUGUGGCAUCACCUGGAAAAUUUGCCAUUCUUUAACUUGAGAUCUCAAUCUUGAAAUUAAAGGGUGACUAUAGGCAAGAGCUAGGAGGUCAAACUAGUCAUCUUCAGGUGACUUAUAUGCAUAGUGCGGGGAUGUAACUUAAUCUGACCUUCAUGGCUCAUGCCUAUAGAUUCCCUUUAAGUAAUAUUUUUACCUCUUCGGAGGUUGCAGAGUGUAAGAAGUGAUGUAAUAUGUUGUCAUAGAGACCGCAGGCAUCUGUGUUGCAUUUCUCCGACAUUGCAUGGAUUAAAGUUGUAUAUUUUUGUCUUAAUGUUUAAGAAUUGAGAAAUGUAAAAAAUUUAGUCAAGGUGCUUCUGGAAGUGUAAGGACACUAGUUCACAUGCAUACCUUUGAAAACCAGUGAUGAUUAUGCGAUAUUCUUGUACACUCAAUUCACCACAGCUAAAUGUCAUGAUGUCAUUUUAACCAAGUCAUAUUACAACCUUUGGAAAGUUUGUUUUCACUCUAUUUUCCAGGCAGGCUUACUUAGAAUAAAGAUUAAUGAAGGAAUCAGGUCUUUGAUAGCUGAAGAGGCAGAAAAUUGAGACCUCGACAUUAGCCAAAGCAAGAUCUUAUGCGUUUUCCCAUGAAAACGAUGGUGCUCUGCUACCAGGGUAUUUUAGAGUUAAUCAUGACAUCCUGCCAGUGGAUAAUUCCUGGCUGCCUUGAGAUUUAGCUAUGGUCAAUUACUAACAAACUUCUGUAUAUAUUUUGCUGAUUUUAUCAGAAUCUAUGCCAGAAGAACAAAGACGUUUAUUUUCAAGGGCUGAAGAUAUUUUUCUAAAACAAAUUGGAGAUUUUACUUGUGUGUGUAAUAGAAUAUUAACAUGAGAUGUAGUGCAUAAGAAUGACGCUUUUGUGAUGUAUAUUUUAGCUACUUAAACAAUACCUUCAAAAGUUUCAUUAUGAAAAAUGUCAUCAGUCCUUUGAUGUAUGUUUUGUGAGGAUUAUGAGAUUUAUUAUUGUUUGUUUUUUAUUUUGAAUUCACAAAGUGGAGAAUUUGUUUAUGAUAUCUAAUGUUAUUCCCCUUGUGUGGGGCUAAUUGUAAACAUUCACUAUACAAUGUAAUAUGGUCACAACUCACUAACAAUCACAUGACAACACCCUUUAUUGACUGGCACAGAUUUCUGUAAAUUAGAAAAGUUUUGCAUGAACAUUUUUUUUCAGAUGAAAUUUCAUAAUUUGAAUCUGUGUUUGUCAAAUAACUGAAUUCACUGAAUCUCAAACAAAGCUUGAAUUCAUGUAAAGCGUUAUGGAUAUCGCUGAAUGAAGAUAGUCUGUGCCAGUCUUGAAAAGGGCUCCUUUUCACUUCAUGUUCCUAAAUCAAGGAGAAAAAAAUGCAUAAAAAUGUUCAUCACAGUAUACAUAUCUAUGAUAAUUUGCACUGUUCAAUUAUAUAUACUGGUCAUCGUUUUGUCUGUAAAUUAGGUAUGAAAAUCUAUUUUGUUGUCGGCUUUUUGUACCGGUCACGUGUUUUGUGUUGUAUGCUCAGCUUCUUCUCAAUUUAAUGUUACACCAACAUGCCACACAUAUGCUUUACCAUCUCAAAAUUUCACGACUUCUCUCAGGUCCCACCUAUUAUGUCACGUUUGGUUUUACAAAUGAUUUUCUUGGUUGUUGAUUGAAAUAAUUUGCAAAAUAUGGUGAUAUUUGUACCUCGUGCAUUGAUAUCCUCAGAAUUUGAAGAAAUUUGAUAAUUUUUAAAAAUGAAAGAACAUCAAAAUAAUGUUUUUUUCAACAAUUUCAUAAUCUAACUUCAGCUACUAUAAUAUUUUAAAAGAUUUUUGUUUCAAUCUUAAAAUGAUGAAGGAGAGACUUUUAGAAAGUUUGUUGUAUAUUUUGUUCUUGUUAUGAGUUGAUAACUUUUGCUUUUAUGACUUAAAAUACAGGCUUCAUUAAAGCUGCAAAGUUGCCGACUAAAUAGGCCUUCUUAGUAUAAACUGAGACACUGCAUGCUGCGUGUUGUAGCCUCAUCGAAUUUUUUACUGACAUUCAGAAUCUUAUGCAGGGUUGGAAUCAAUCAAAGAAGGUCACGUAGUUCGGGGAAAGUCUUCCCUGAAAAAGUCCUCCUGCGGCAAAAAAUCCACUGGACGACGGCUUGCCAUUGGACAAGGCUGUGCAGACG
Lineus longissimus is the source of this 12534-nucleotide messenger RNA. RefSeq lists its product as uncharacterized. The transcript is spliced from 31 exons. The record is from RefSeq and is a predicted model, not a curated record. Lineage: Eukaryota; Metazoa; Nemertea; Pilidiophora; Heteronemertea; Lineidae. Bases 137 to 9382 code for a protein of 3081 amino acids.